Messenger RNA from Stereum hirsutum FP-91666 SS1, 3327 nucleotides. RefSeq lists its product as uncharacterized. The transcript has 5 exons. Gene Ontology annotation, molecular function: protein binding. Lineage: Eukaryota; Fungi; Basidiomycota; Agaricomycetes; Russulales; Stereaceae. Bases 73 to 2076 code for a protein of 667 amino acids. The record is from RefSeq and is a predicted model, not a curated record.
GGGCCCUCCAGCUCUGACGUCCAAGUCGUCCGUCUCAACAACUUCAGCAUCGAAGACCACCUCCGCAAAUCGAUGUUCCGUGCCAAUUCCAAUUCCAACUCCAACUCACGCGCAUCGACCUAUCCCCCUUUUCCCGGCUCCUAUCCUUCUUCUUCAAAACAAAGAGGAGGUAUCCCGACCGGCAAAGAACGCGCCGCGCGUGAUUCCCUCGCUCGUAAAAAGUUGAAAGGUAAUCCUUUUGUGCCACCUGCCGAUGGAAGAUGUCCGGUCGAUGGCUUGCCGAACGAGCUGUUGGCAUAUAUUUUUACGUUGGGGGUCGAGGCGCAGAGGGCGCGAGACGAGGACGAUGAUGGGACGGAGGAGGAGGACGAGGAGAAGUUCGAUUGGGAUGAUGAUGAGGAUGAGGACGACGACGACGACGACGACGAUCAGCCGGAAUCCGAGUUUCAGAUCUUGGUCUCCCAUGUCUGUAGACGAUGGAGGGAUGUCGCUAUCCAGAGCCCCCAUCUAUGGACCGAGCUCGACUUCACCGACGGGCCCCCCUUCGACAAAGCCAAGACCUACAUCCAACGCUCAAAAGAAUGUCCUCUCGACAUCGACAUCGACUGCACCGACCCUGAAGAAGAUGAUUAUUCCACCUCCGACUCCUCCACCUCUCCUCCGCCCCAUCUUAUCUCCCCCGCCCACCUCGACACCAUCCGCGACAUCAUCCUUCCCCACGUCGCACGCUGGGGCGUCUUCGAGCUCAUGGUCUCGGACUAUAAAGUGAUGUAUCACACGCUCAAGAGUCUCGCCAGUGCAGGCGAGGCGAGCCAACUCAAGGCAUUGCAGUUGUAUCAUUAUGAAGACGAGGCGGAGAACGAGGACGAGGAUGAGUUUAGGUAUGAGGAUAUGAAGGAGGGGUUGAUUCCGUUUGGAGGGAGGGCGCCACAGCUGAAACAUGUCGCUUUGUGGGGCGUGCAUCUUGAUUGGGAUAAGGCGAGUUUCCUGGAAGGACUCGAGGAUCUGGAGCUGGCGUACCAUUCAAAGGACGUCCGACCCUCCUACGACUCCUUCACCCGCAUCCUCUCCAACUCCCCCUCCCUCACCACUCUAACCCUCUGCUCCUCCGGCCCCUCCGGCGAUCCCUCCUCCUGGCCCACCGAUCCCCUCACCACCCUACCCACCCACACCGUCCUACCCUCGAUCCAAAACCUCGUACUAGCCUAUCACCCAUGCAACUACAUAACCCCACUCAUCGCCCGGCUCUCCCUGCCUAACCUGUCCACACUCGCACUCGACUACGACACCGAAGAUUUCACGGAAUUCGUCCUCGAUGGGCUUCUCGCGCCCCGGAGAUCGAGCAGCACCUACGGCGGCUGUGCAUCGAUGGUCGCCGGCCUCGAAGGCCUGAAGAUCAGCGAGCUGAAUUGUACGCAGGAGGCGGUGAUGAAGUUGUAUGAUGCGAUGCCGAACCUGAAGAUGCUGAACAUCGACGCCCACCGUCUCGACGGACUCUUCUUCUCCCUGCUCGAUCCUUCGAUACCUUCACCAUCCUCCGACGGCCUUUCCCUCCCUCCCUCCACCGCCCCUCCCCCCAGUCCCACCACCAACACCACCAACCCCGCCAUAAACAACAACAACAACACCCCCACCAAUACUACCAACACCACAACCCCACCCGCCAAAAAACUCUACCUCCCCUCGCUCGAAACCCUCUCCACCCGGGGCGUCCCAGGCCCCUACCUCCGCUCCCUAAUCACCUCCCGCCGCGCAUCCGGCCAUCCACUGAAACGUCUGCUCGUAGAGAUGGAGGACGAUAUAGGGACGGGAGACGAGGCGUGGUUGAGGGGGAACGUUGAGGAGUUUGCGUGGUUUGAGGGGAGCGAUGAUGGGGAUGAGGAGGAUGAGGAUGUGGUGCUUGAGGGGGAUGUUUUGAGUAUUGAUGACGAUGAUGAGGAGGAGAGCGACGAGGAGAGCGAUGAUAUGGCGGAUAUUCCGAUUGAGGAGGAGGGGGAUGAGGAGUGGGAAGAUGAGGAUGAAGACCGGAAUGGUGGGCGUGGGCAUGUGCUUGAUAUGUUGGAUGAUGUGGAUUGAAUUUGAGCGUUGUGAGUUUCUCGAAGUGUGGCUUAAGAUAUGUAAUAAGUAGAGGUCCAAUGGCGUUUCGUUGUACGAGGGAAUGAUACAAAACAUGGUAUUACAUCUACAUAGAUACUUUAAAAGAACAGAGACAAAUACGGGGUAAAAAGUGUGGGGCCGCGGAUAUGAGUAUGUCAGGGGCAAGAAUACCGAACGCAAACAGGCAAAAAGCGAGAAACGAGAGCAAGUGCAUACAGAACAACAAGAUUAAUUUCGCUUCCACUUCCAUGUCCAUCUUCUCCGCUGCCAGCAGCCCGCCAAAAUCCAAAACCUACAACAUCCACCUGCCGUACGCGUUGAGUAGCACAAAUCCCGUCACCGUCUCAAAGCCUGCCUAGCCACCCCAAACACCAUCUCCGGCAACUCCUCCUCAUACUCCCACGACGCCGUGCUCGGUUUCCUUGCCUUUCCCUUCAACGACAUAUCCGCACUGCUCCCUAUUCCCUGGAUAGACGGUCGAUGGGGCGACGGCAUCGCGAUAAGCACUGAGACCUGCAUCGCUUCCGGUUGAGGUUCCGGUUGCUGAUGCGAGGGUGAUGAGGGCUGAGGAGAUGUGUCCUCGGAAGAUGAGGUAGUGUCGGUAGACGCAGAAGACGGGGCACGUCGUGAGAAUGGGUUGAGACGGGAUAUGAGCGGGCGGGUGGAGAAGGAUGAGUAGGCGCUGUCGAAUGUCUGGCUGCUGGGAUCUUGAGCGUGUCUAUGGGUAUGACUAUGCGAAUGCGAAUUGGAAUCAGGGGAUUUUGAGCUGAACAGAGGCUGUACGGAGACGGGCAUAAUAUCCCGCCAGCCGUUCUUUUCCUUUCCACCCGUCCCCGCGACCCAUGUAUCCCACAUCUUCGGUUUCUCUCCGAAAUUGUGCAAACUACCGAGAUAGAUCCCGUGUGAAGGGUGGAGCACACCCGCCAGGAUGGCUGCCUCGACGCGUUGGCGGAAGCGUCGGCGGAGGAUGAAGGAGCGCAGGAUGAUUGCGCAUGAGACGAAGAGGAGGAGGAAGAGGGUGGCGAGGAAGGUGAAGAGAUAAAGCGAUGAGUUAGCAGCUCCUCCAGUACUCCCGCUACCAUCAUCCCCGCUCGACGAGUCCGUAGAAGACGCACUGGCCGUGCUAUCGACCGUGCUCGACGGCGGGCUCGGAAACUCGGGGAAAGUGCUGCUCGACAUUAUUGUGGGGCUCGACUGGCGAGCUGAGCUACGUCGUCGUUGUGGACGUCG